AUGGCUGCUCUGCUGAGGACUUAUCUUCUUCCCCUGCUCGCCCUCUGCGCUGUCCCUGCACUCACCUCCCUCCCUGGGACCUGCUACAGAGAAAUAACGGGGCCUCGACCGAGUCACGUGCUCACCAAGCCACCCCACGAGCACCUAGACCCGUCCUCUCUCCCGGACAACUUCGACUGGCGUAGCGUCAACGGAACCCUCUUCGUCUCAGAGGCCACCAACCAAUUCCUACCCUCCCCGUGCGGGAGCUGCUGGGCCCAUGCCUCGACUGGAGCUCUAACAGACCGCUUCAUAAUCGCCAGAAAGGCCCGAGUCUCGCAAACCAAGCUCUCUCCUCAAGUUCUCUUGGACUGCGCCUCUGACGCGGGGUCUUGCUACGGGGGCAACGACGUCCUGGCGUACAAGUUCAUCCACGAGCACGGCAUAACGGACGUCACGUGCUCCCCCUACCAAGGAGUGGACAACUACUACUGGGGAGAGAUCCCGUGUGACCAGAUGAUGUGUCGAGCCUGCGACCUCGCCAGCACCUGCAAGUUUGUGAACGGGACAAAGUACUACGUGUCCGAGUACGGCUCUGUUCAAGGCGAGGACGAGAUGAUGGCUGAGAUAUACGCCCGCGGACCUAUAGCCUGCUCAAUCUACGCCCACAGUCCGGCUUUCCUGGACUACAAGAGCGGCAUUAUCCAAGAUCCGACGGCAUACAACUACACGACACACGUGGUGGCGAUCACUGGUUGGGGAGUGGAUCAGGACACGGGGAUGAAAUUCUGGGUGGGUCGGAACUCUUUUGGCACUGCCUGGGGCGAGGAGGGUUGGUUCCAGCUCCACAGGGGCGUUAAUUGCCUCGAUAUUGAGGAGCACCCCUGCGCCUGGGCCGUGCCCAAACUGUGA
Molecule: messenger RNA, 891 nt
Organism: Geodia barretti
Lineage: Eukaryota; Metazoa; Porifera; Demospongiae; Tetractinellida; Geodiidae
Source: the annotation of a GenBank genome assembly